AUGGCCUCCUCUUCGCCUCUCCCGCUCCCGCUCUCCCACGCAGACAUUCUCCAUGCUCUUGCCGCGCGUCUCGACGCGCUUCGCGACGCCAACGGGUUGGACGACCCGGACGCGCCCGAGCACGCCUACGAGCUCUCCAAGGCCGUCGUCUCGGCACAUCACUGGCUUGCCCGCCUCCAUGCUGCUGCAGCUGCCCUCGGCUCGGACGUUGCCGAGCUCGGUCCUGAUCUGGCUGCGCUCGCCGCCCGCGCCGCUGCGCACAUGCGGACCGGCGGCCCCACCGCCAGCACGCCGUAA
Thecamonas trahens ATCC 50062 is the source of this 297-nucleotide messenger RNA. RefSeq lists its product as uncharacterized. Lineage: Eukaryota; Apusomonadida; Apusomonadidae. The transcript has 2 exons. Bases 1 to 297 code for a protein of 98 amino acids. The record is from RefSeq and is a predicted model, not a curated record.